Phalaenopsis equestris is the source of this 4971-nucleotide messenger RNA. Its product is annotated as protein MODIFIER OF SNC1 1. The transcript has 11 exons. Gene Ontology annotation, biological process: epigenetic regulation of gene expression. Bases 391 to 4731 code for a protein of 1446 amino acids. The record is from RefSeq and is a predicted model, not a curated record. Lineage: Eukaryota; Viridiplantae; Streptophyta; Magnoliopsida; Asparagales; Orchidaceae.
AAUCGAAGGCAAGGACAAUUUUCCCCGACACUCGUCUGCGUCCCUUCCCCCUCCCCCGGUUUCGCCCAAAGUAUUCGCUUGACCCCCGAUUAGAGCUAGCAGGGAAGGCACGACGCGAUCGCGGCGUAGAAAGACCUCUGAAACGCCCAUAUUUUUCCUCUGAGGUUAAAUUCUGCAAUCAAACAGCCCCUUAAAGCUCUCUCGCGGCCUUUGCUCCAUCGUGUCUCGCUCUCGGCUCGAUCUCCUGUACCCGGCGCCGCAUCUUGCAGGUAGCCAACCGUCUCGGUCGGCAAAUUCGGCUCUCGGCGGAGGGCUGGCUUGUUGCUCAACAAAAUCCACAAACUCAUCUUAUUGGUAGUUAGAUGAUUUUGCGAGGAAUACAAUUGAUACAUGGCUUCAAGCAUUCAAUCUACCGAACGAAGGUGGACUUCUACAAGGAAGUCUGGUAUGACCGUAUUGGGGAAAGUUCCCAAACCCAUUAACUUACCGAGUCAGAAGUUAGAAAAUCAUGGGUUGGAUCCUAACGUUGAAAUUGUUCCCAAGGGUACGCUUACAUGGGGCACCCGGCCUUUGUUGGCUGCAUCCAGUGCAUGGGGUUCCUCAACUUUGUCGUCUCCUCGAACUGAUGGGAGUGUUGGUUCACCAGUCCAUGCUAAUGGCCGUCCAUCAUCCGGUGGAAGUGGCACUCGUCCAUCGACUGGUAGUAGUGAGAGGUCUAAUGAGCCUGUUGCUCUUUCAUUGGGUUCAAGUUCACGUCCAUCAUCAGCAUCAGGGAUACUUCCAUCCAGCCAUAUGUCAGUAGCUGCAAAUCGUCCGCGAAGUGCUGAUAAUAGACCCAAUAGCUCUCAUUUAUCACGAUUUGCAGAAAGUUCGGUCGACAGUAUUGCAUGGGGAGCAGCUGGAACUUCAGAGAAAACUGCUGAUGCAUCCAAAAAGAGCAACUUCACUCUGACUUCGGGAGAUUUUCCUAGUUUAGGAUCGGAAAAGAGUGAUGAGCCAAAAUCACAAAAAGGUCAAAACCCAAAUGUUUCAGCUUCUCCUGCUACGGCUCUAUCUUCAAGUUUGAAAGGGACAUCCAAACCUCUGUUAACCAGUGUAGGUAAUGAAAAUCCAGGUCUGGCUUUGCAUGGAAAUUUUAACAGCUGGAGUGCUGAUACUCUUCCUUGUGCUGGAGAAGGUCCUUCCACUAGAACAGAAAACUGGCAUCGGGACAUUCAUAACGCACAGCCUCUAUUAGAUGCACAUAUGGCAGCUCAACAAUAUGGGCCUUGGCAUGGUCCUGCUCACCAUUCUCCUGUAGUCUGGCAUGGAGGGCAUGAGGCUGGUGUUCUUUAUAGACCCUCAUUUGGCCCUCCGGGUACUUAUCAUGUUGAUGCGUAUUAUCCUUAUGUUCAAGCAGGUGCACUACCUAAUAAUCAAGCUUUCCCAAGGGCAGAAACUAUUUCAGGUGGCGUCCACCUUAAGAAAGGUGAAGCUUACAGGCACAUGCCUCCUGAAUCAUACCUUCCACACGGCGAGUCGGGUAUUCCUGUCAGACCUGGAGUAUAUCCUGGUCCAGUUCUCUAUGAAACUCACCCAAGCUUCGACAAUUCCUCCGAGCAAGUUGGUUCCACUGCGGGAAUGCCGGGGCAGUAUGGUUUGCAUAACCAGAAUCGCUCUGAAAAUCAGACACCUCAACCAUGGAGGUUUCACCCUCAGCCUGAUGGACCUGUUCCUGUGACUAUUAUUCAACAUGAGAUAUCUGGCCAAGCUAAUGAAACUCAAGGACAGUACAGAGUUCUACUAAAGCAGCAUGGAAAUCAUGAAGAGAAGGAUGCAUCUGGGAAGGAGCAUGCUGCAGUAGUUUCCUCAACUGCUCAGAAAGGAAGGCGAACUGGAUUCUCAAUGCCAGAGCCUUACUCGACGGACCAAAGCUACAAAGAAGAAGAAAAAAUUGAAGAACAGCAUGGCAAGGUUUCCCAUCGUCAAUAUCCUAAUGAUUUGGUAGAUCAAAAUGACAGAAAUUCUUUAGGAACUUGCAAGUCUGCUGGUCACAAUGUAAUGAAGAAGCUGGAUACUUAUCAACAAAAAGCCAUUGUCAAAAAGAAUGCCAGUCUAAUGGAAAAGGUUGAAGGUUUGAAUAGUAAAACAAGGGCUGUUGAUGCCCACUUUGAGGGUGAGAAUUAUCCUGCAAAGGAGAUGAGAAGUAAUCAAAGCUCAAGCAGUGGUGAAGGUCACUUUGCGGGGGUUGGUCCAGCAAAUUCUUGCUCUGCUAGCAGUACUUCCGUUUCUGGUGCUAGAAAUUUGGGUACGAGCAAGUCGAAUGCACCUACAAAGGUUAUGAUACAUGAGUCAGUUCUCGAGUCAAACUAUUCAGAAGAUGGUGUACAUUCACAGUUUCAUAAUCAGAAGGUAGUCCUUGAUGUAAAAGGAAAGGGCGAGCAUCACGGAACUCUGAAAUUUGGCAGUUAUGGUGCUGAUGAUGCGAAUAAUUCCCUUGAAAUGGAUUCUUUGGAGAAAACAAGUGUGACAAUUGGUAAAAGUGGAUGUUUGUUAUCUAUACCUGAUUCACAAUUAUCUAAAGCGGGUUCUGAUGACCAGGGUUCUCGUCUUAUUCUCAAUUCCGUCAGUGAUCGAUCCUCUUUGAAAUCUGUUGAUCAUGAUGUCCAGCAUGCUAAGCUGAAAGAAAUGGCAAGGCAGCGUGCCCUCCAACUCCAGAAGGAAGAGGAGGAGCGAACAGCUGAGCAGAAGGCAAAAGCUCUGGCUAAAUUGGCUGAAUUGAACGAGAGAGCUCUUGCAAGUUCCAAGCAGGCUUCAAGACAUGCUCAGCCACUGAACAAUGACAGCCCAAAUAAGCACAACACAUCUGGUAAGGAUGAGAAAACUACGACUGCCAGUGGAGCUCUCCAUGGCAGCCUUUCUUGUGAUUCUGAAGCAAAAAAGCAUCCUAAUGAUGCCAACAUUGUCAAGCUCAAAGAUUCAUCUGACUUGUCCCUUACUCAGUCAUCUGGGACUUCUGACCCCUCUGUCCAAGCUCAGGUCUCGGUUGGUGAGCAGUCAUGGCAGUUGGGUCAAGAGAGUAAUCCAGAAUUUACUACAGGAAAAUCUGCCUCCGAUUUGCAGGACAACAAUGUUUCAAGACGAAAACAAGCAUGGAACAGAAGAAGACGGUCUAAUGUAGAUGAGCGAAACCAGUCGGAGAAGUUAAACAAUUCUGAGAGUGGUGGGAGCACAAGAUGUGCUUCCAUAGUCAAUGAAGACGCAUCCGAUGGUCUUGGAAUUCUCAACAGUGAUCCUCCCCCUGUUCAGGCUAGUAAGAAUAAUCGUGGUCCAAAGUAUAAGAACAAGUUGAAUGAUACUAAAUUAAACUCUCAGUUACCACAUGUAGCGCAACAAGAAGGCAGCUCUGGAAAAGUUGUAUUGGACAGUGAUGGAACUAAGACCCCAGCAAAAUUGUUUGAGCCCCUGUCAGUUCAAGAAAAUAAUUCAAAUGAAAGUUUGAGAGAUCAGGAUUCCAUGGAUUUAAAAGCUGGACCUAAUCAGUCAGGGUCGGAACCUGCUAAAAUAACCACUGAAAGGGCAACCAAUAACUGGAAAUCUCAACCUCAUAGGAAGCCAACGAAAAACGGUCAAUCUGAUAAAGCAAAUGCCAAGUAUAUAGGUGGUGAGACUGUGGUCUGGGCGCCUGUGAAGGUGGUGAACAAAGAUGGAUCUUCUGAGUCUCACAAGAGCAGUGCAGGUGAAUUAACUAAUCUGUCAGAUGGGAAGAAUGUGCAAGACACACGUAAUGGUGCAAAAGCCAAAAGGGCAGAGAUAGAGAGAUAUGUUCCUAAGCCAAUUGCGAAAGAAUUAUCACUGCAGGGAGACUCCCACCAGUCAUCUUCUACAGUAGUCUCAGCGUCAUCUUCUGCUGAUUCUGGGAAGCGUGAAUUGGCCUCAUCAAGUGCUGUAACUGGCAAAGAUGUUAGCUCUACUGUUGCAAAAACGGCAUUGAUUUCUAUGAAUACAGAAGAUAAUAAGCAAAGCAGGCAGGGCAAGACACAUUCAUCAUGGCGUCAACGAAAUCCUGGCGAGGCUCCAUCGCACGAACAGAUCGAACAAUCUUCUGGACCUUCUAAAUCGGUUCAGAAGACAUCUGAGCACCAACAUUCAAAACCCAGUGAUGAUGAAGGUAGUAAUAAGAAUCCACAGAACGAGCUUAUAACUACAUCAGACAUUGUUAAGGAUCACGGCACAACCCGACUGAAACGGCAGCAAUUUAAAGAAGUCAAGGUUGAUGGAACCAGCUAUGCUCCUCAUAGCAAAGCGUUACAGGGUGAGCUGCCUAACAAAAAAGAAUGGCAGCCUGCAGCUCCAGUUGACUCUGGGGACAGGAAUUCUUCAAGAAAUGAAAACCCGAAUGCUGGUUCUGGUCACAUGAAGUCUCUUUGGCAACCUAAAUCUCAGGUUCAUUCCCAGCAAUAUCAGCAUGGUUAUAAAGGAGGCGGAGGACAGAGAGCUACUGAGAAGCUGCUGCCUUCACAAACCAUAGAGCAGCAGUUUGAGUACCAGAGUGGUCACAACAAAGAUGGUGACAUGUUUCAGAAGAACUCUGGUGCUCGCGAAGAAUCAUCGGAAGCCCACAGAGUUUCAUCUGGAUCAAGGUAUGGCAUGCAAGGUCACCAUCACACCAGACGAGGCGGUCAUUUAUAUGGGCAUCGGCGUGGCGGUGCUUCAGUUCGUGUGAAUGGUUCUUAUGAUAUGGUAGGAUGAGAUGCAGAUUGUCCUUAAUGUCGUAGCGGUCUCAUUUUAACUAAAAAUGGCAGUCUGCGAGAUAUGGAAUAUAUGGUAGACUUUAUUCAGAUAGCAGAUUCUGAUGGUUGCUUACUUUGUUCAGGCUUGAGCUAUCCCACAGGUUAGUUUAUGCAUUUGAUGUAUUGGUGAUUUUUAUUUUUUUAAUCAGACGACUGUUUUUCUUCUCUUUUGCCUAACUUGGAUACUUUCUCCUGGGAA